CACUUGUCUACUGCUUUGUCUCGCUCUCUCCUGUUGACCUCUCUGAACUUUGACAGCUGAUUCCACGACUUCAAUGCCAGGUCGUGCUACAAAAUCACGGCCGAAUCUUGGUCAGGCUGUCAACCUGCUCAAUGCAAGUCGGCCUGGGACUCGAGAACGGCGGCCCACGGACAAGUAUCAGAACAUGGUCUCGAGCGAAAAACAGAAGGCGAAACAAUCACAAGACCGCGCUCGUCGGUCACUGUUGCGUCAGCGCCAGGCUCAAGAGGAAGCAAACGACUUUCGGGACCUUGGAGACCUACCCCCAGAGUCCGAGGAUGAUGAUGACAUUCAAGGCCUCCCAGGCACGUUCUCGGUCAAAUCAACUUCUCCGGUUGAGCAACGCGCCAAGGCUGCUAGGCUCUCCCAUAGUCGCAGGCCCGUCACGAUGGACUCCGAGAACGAAGUCGCCGGUUCGCUUUCGCAAGGGCAUAGGCACGCCGUAAUGCGCUCACAAUCGCAGUCGCAACACAGCUUUGACCCGAGUGCCAAAAUCCCUUCGGUCAAAUCAGUCUCAUUUCGUGGUAGUCAUGGAGAACGUCGACUUGUACGCCGUGCAGAGCAGGGUCUCGGAGAGGAGGCAAAACGUAAAUCCCUGAAGAAACGUACAUCUGUCGUGCCGCCUUCGCAGGUGCCGCCCGCACACAACUUCGAACCGGAUGACGGUCCUGCCUCAUCGCCUUGCGACGAGGACGUACAAGGUCCAACGGAUGACGAUGACUCGGAACUUGCGUCUCGUACUCCCGCCUCGGUUCGCCACAGCUCAGUCAUUCACUCGCCCCCUGGUACCCCGAGUCAUCGCCGUUCGGUACCACGUUCGCCAGCUGCUAUUCGUCGCCGCUCCGUCUCACGUUCGCCGGCUGCUGUUCACCGCUCUGUCUGUCGCUCACCUCUUGCUACUUGUCAUCGCUCUGUCUCCCGCUCGCCAACUGCUGCUCGUCGCCAUUCUCGUUCUCACUCGCCUGAUGCUUCUCGUCGCCAUCUGCUAUUCUAUUCGCCUGUUGCUAUUCGCCGCCGUUCUCGCUCUCGCUCACCUGUCGCUGCAUCCGCUGGACAAGGUCGAAGACAUUCAUCUAAAUCACCCCAUCAACGCCCGAACUCGCCCACUUCAAGACGUCGGCGUUCUCGGUCCCCUCUGACCACCCGUGAUGCAAGUCACGUCACAAAGCGGCGCCGCGUUCAAGGGAGCGGCACGCGUGGGCGGUUACGCAUGCAAGACUUCAAAUCUCUUGUUCGUUCUGUUCUCAAGGAUGCGAUUGGGCACUACCGGACCCGCCUUUCGACUGAAGAUCCCUACCCGGCUGACACAACUCAGGAACAGUGGGCGAAGGCUGCAUGGGUGAAGGCAUGCCAGAAUAAGGGAGUGGAUAUUCCCGUCGAAGAAGAGAUCAUUGGCAUGAUCACUGCCCGUGGCUCGCAACUCCGAGGCGAAAUCAAGACCAAGACCCGCCCGCUCGUUGAGUCAGCAUAUGAGCUACAGGCUCCCGCUGACCAGAAGGAUAUGAUCAAGAAUCGAGACUGGGUUGCGAGUCUUCUGACUCGAGUUGGAUUCGUUUACAGGUACCCUAAGGAACGUCUCCAGAUCUAUGAGCACCCGGUCCUUCAAAGUAUAAUCAAUGCUGUUUGGUUCCAGAACCCGAAGGACGAAGGGGUAAAGUAUGGUGAGUAUUUUGGACGUCGGAUCCCCCUGCCAACUCUUGCUCUCGUCAUGACUGCGAUCGAGAAUGUCCUUGAUGAGUGGCGCACCGGUGAACAUCAAGAGAUUCGGUUCACCGAGGGGACAUACAAGGAGAAGUAUGAGAAGAACCUUGAGGAACUCGAGAACUUCCAGCAGAAGACGAGGCAAGCCAAGAUACUGCCAACACUUCGGGCUGAGCUCUUGCAGCAUGCGUGGGCCAAAGCUCGCGCACCAAUGCAUGCCUCGGAUGUGCAUGGUCCGUCAUUGGUAGAUGAUGAUGUUAUGAAGGCAAUUCAAGAUUGGAUGUCUCGCCGUGGAGGUGAUGUCGAGGAUGAUGGUGUGGGUGACGAAUGUGGUGCUGAUAUGGAAGUUGAAGAGGGUGGGGUUGAGAAUGAUGGUGUGGUAGAGGGUGGUCAGUGACAUUAGAUACUGAUUUCAGUUGUGCUGUCCUUGAUGUUAAUCAAGUUGUUAUUUGAUGUCAUAAUUGUGAUUUGUGUGAUGUUGUGGAUCUACAACAGCAGUAGUAC
Molecule: messenger RNA, 2244 nt
Organism: Gloeophyllum trabeum ATCC 11539
Lineage: Eukaryota; Fungi; Basidiomycota; Agaricomycetes; Gloeophyllales; Gloeophyllaceae
Exons: 9
Coding region: 74-2137 (687 amino acids)
Source: RefSeq, a predicted model, not a curated record